AUGACACGAAGUGCCUCCAAUUCCUCCGCAGCUGUGGGCGACUCAUCCUCGUCCGACGACGAGGACGAUCUCGAGAUCCCUGUCGCCUCGUCCUCCCUCAGUCUUGCCUCGUCCUCCGCAGCUGCCAACAGCGCUCGCCUACCAGCAACCACAGCACCUCCUCCCCUCGCAUACUCAACAGCAGACACCCUGCCCGAUGCCUCACGGGCAAAUCGUCGCCCCCCUUUCUUCAGCCCACGCCGUUACGCCACUUCGAAGCACGUUACUUGCUCAGCUGUGGCAGGGCACACAAUAUGCCUCGCAUCAGGUGACAAAGUCCGCGUCUACCGCGUGGGUCCGACCGCCACCUCAACCUCAGAAAAGCUUUGCAGUCUCGUGGCAGAAAAAGGUGGGAAGGAGGUAAAGAUCACAACGAUGGCUUUCAGGCCCGAUGAGAGGAAUGAGGGGCGCUUCCUCUGGUGCGGGACUAAGGAAGGUCAAAUUUGGGAGAUGGACAUCGCACACGCCUUGGUAACGAACGUGCGACAGAACGUGCAUACCGCACCUGUCGUGCUGAUGGAGAGGAUGGGAGGAGACAUGUUGACCAUGGAUGAGUCGGGGAAGAUUUGCAUCUGGUCGGCCGCGAAGGAGAAGGGGCACCUCGAUCUGGCAAGACAGCCGGUGUCGCAGAGAAUUGCGCUUGAGAAAACAGCAGUCGUGCUGGCUUUGGGGCAUCAGCUGUGGGUAUGCGCUGGCGGAGGAGGGGUUGGCGUCACAUCGCCACCUCUGUCUGCCAGCGGCCCCUUCCAUGCCACUUCGCGCCCGAUCGGAUUAGGCGACAUGGCCAAAGCAAGCAGCAGCGGUCCUAUCGGGGCCAUCUCCUGCGGCACGCUUCUCCAGUCCGAUCCUUCUCGCGCCUACCUAGGGCACGAUAGCGGGCACAUCUCUGUAUGGGAUCGCAAGAAGAUGAUCUGUGUCGCUGUUCAAAAGCUGAAUGUGCUGGGCUUCACCGCCCUCUGCGGCGUGGGCACCUUCCUCUGGGCCGGGAAUCGUAGCGGGAGGAUUACGGUGUAUCAGCCGUCCUACCUUGAGGGGCAACACUGGCAGGUCAUCAAAUCCUGGCCAGCGCACAAGCACGGCGUGAACGCCAUUUGGGUAGACACGACGGCGCUGCGCGAGGGUGGCGGCGGCAACCAGGCCAGCGAUGAGGCGGACGCACUGGCGCUGCCCGUCGCAAGCGCAGGGAUGGACUAUCGCGUCGAAAUAUGGGAUGGCACCCUCACGCAUGACUACAUAGCUCAUCGUCUUGCGAAGCGAGUGGGCGAAUUCUCCACGUAUCGCCGGCUGAGAUCGCUGCACAUCACAUUCAACAUCGACGCCGCCCCCGCGUCGGCGCUCAACGGCUCCGUCACUGCAAUGGACUGGCUCCCUCAGGUGCUCGCCUCCUCGAACACCCCGCCGGACUUGAUCUACAUCGGUUUCCAGGAGGUGGUCGAUCUAGAGGACAAGUCGCUUACUGCGAAGAGCAUGCUGCUUAAUGCUACCAAGGGGAAGAGCCGGGCAAAGACCCAAGUGAACGAGAGGAUCAGUCACCAGUAUCGUGAAUGGCAGUCCAGGCUCAUCCAGAGCAUUCGUCUCGCCAUGCCCCCGGACGUACCUUAUACGACAGUUCACACUGAGACUCUCGUUGGCCUCCUUAGCUGCAUGUUCGUCCGGUCCGAUCAGAUGCACAGCGUGAGGGAUGUAGGCCUCUCGACCAUCAAGUGCGGAUUGGGCGGGCGGUGGGGUAAUAAGGGGGCUAUCUUGAGUCGUGUGACGAUAGACGACACGAGCUGCUGCUUCAUCAAUGCUCACUUGGCUGCGGGACAGAAGCACGUCAAGCAGCGAAAUGCCGAUGUGGCGCAGAUCAUGGAGGCGGAGGCUCUCCCGGCCAGCAUCUCGGAUGGCAGCGAUGGUGGUGGUGCUGCGGACGCGGAUGUUGUCUACGUCUCCGGCGGCGACGGUCAGCUCGUCCUAGAUCAUGAGCUCGUCUUCCUCGGCGGUGACCUCAACUAUCGCAUCGACCUACCCCGCUCACAAGUCAUCAACGCAAUUGAGCGCCGUGACUGGCCCCUACUGCAGGAGAGGGAUCAGCUCACACUAGAGCUACGCAAGAAUGCUCCCACUUUCAGGCUUAGAGGCUUUAGAGAAGCCGGGGAGAAGGAGUGGGGUCCGACGUACAAGUUUGACCGCGGAUCGGGAACCUACGACUCGAGUGAGAAGAAGAGGGCGCCGGCUUGGUGCGAUCGAUUGCUUUAUCGCGAUGCCUUGGCAGGCGAAGACGAGAGCUCGACCCCACGGGUGAAGUGUCUGCAGUACCGCAGCUGGUCCGAGCUUCAGAUCAGCGAUCAUCGCCCUGUGAGCUGUGUAUACGAGUUUCAAGUGAAGCGAGUAGACCGAGAGAAGAGGGAGGUGGUCAGGAUCGAGGAGGCAGCGAGGGGACAGGGGAAGAUUGGGGAGCUGCUUGAGGAAGCGAGACGGUUUUAUGCUAGCGUUGCAACGCCAUAAACGAAGAGCGACGACGACGACGAUGACGAUGACGAUGAUCACGACAAAUACGUUCUGAACUGUCAAUAGAUGCUCAGUAGACUGUGCUCCAUUUCAUUUCACUCGUG
Messenger RNA from Jaminaea rosea, 2633 nucleotides. RefSeq names its product DNase I-like protein. Lineage: Eukaryota; Fungi; Basidiomycota; Exobasidiomycetes; Microstromatales. Gene Ontology annotation, molecular function: phosphatidylinositol-4,5-bisphosphate 5-phosphatase activity; protein binding. The transcript is spliced from 2 exons. Gene Ontology annotation, biological process: phosphatidylinositol dephosphorylation. Bases 1 to 2526 code for a protein of 841 amino acids. The record is from RefSeq and is a predicted model, not a curated record.